AUGCAGCUCCUGGCGGUGACCGCGGAGAGGGCGCGGCUCAAGGAGGAGCGCGAGCUCCUGCGCCAAGAGGCCCAGAAAUUUCGUGAGCUCAGCCAUCAGCAGCAGAAAACCCUCCAGGAGAAGGAGCCCGGCGCGGGCCAGCGCCCUCACGAGAGCCGCACCGUGUCCUUGGACGACAUCCAGGGGCAGCUGGAAAACAUGCAGCUGACGGAUCUGUCCAGCUACAUCUUUCAAGAUGGCCCGGCGGGCACCAUCAAUUUUGUGGACAUGCCGAUCUACGAUAUGCCGGAGCAAGGCAUGGUCAAGCGCGUGAUCGACGUGGUCCCGGACGUCCCAGGGCCGAUUCCUAAAGACCAACUUAAGGAGAUGCUGCUUGCAGGCGGUCCGCUACACACGCUACCGGCACCCUUUGGCGUCGCCACAGAGACGCAGCUGCGCUUCUCAUUCGACCUCGUGGUGCUCCCCCAAAACAAUGACCGGUUCCUCGUGCGCAAGGUCAUGAACAUGAAGGACAAAGUGAAGGUCCCAACAGCCCGGCAGCUGUGCCAUGGCAGGCCACACAUGGUCUCAUGGCGAAAUCAGGUCCACACCAUGCGCAAGUUCCUCUACUAUGUCAUUGAGAACUUGGGCGGCUUCCAGUGUAAGCAGCACUCUCUGCGGUGCAAGGAGGACGGCAAAGUCGAAAAAGACAAAACCCAGGAGGAAUGGGACUUUGGCUUUGACUUCAUCGAGAAAAACGGCCCGCGCGACAAUGUCAAGAACAAGCAGCUUCGCUGGAUUACCAUCCAGACCUCUCGCCAGGAGUCCCCCAUCUACAAAUGGUCUGCAGUUCUAGUGGAAAAGAGCUUGAGGAACCUUGCCAAUGAUGGCGUGCUUGCGCAAGUCCAUGAGAGCUGGCCCUUGACUCUGUACGACAUCGAUAACAGGCUGCUGCGAGCUCUUGCGCCCAUGGUUCCCUCCUUGUCUGAGAAGGCUGUUGGGUUUCACGGUGAGCCUGGGGCGGGCAAGACACCGGUCGCCAGAACCUUGGCAAUGGCUAUCUCCGGGCAGUGCAUCAACAAGCUUGGCAAGGAUGGGCAGGAGGUGAACGAGAGCAACAUCAUGGCUGUGCUCAAGCGGACCCACCUCUUUGUGAACACCAAGAGCUUCUUGUACAUCCGCCCUGCAGGUGAAGACAAGCAGCCGGUCCUCAGGAAGCCCUUGAAUGACAAGACAGACUUCCUUGUGGAUGAGUCCCGUGUCAUCUAUGACCGCCAUCGCAAAGGCGCCACGGAUUUGCCUGCGGACUUCGAGACAAAGUUGCGGUGGGAGAAGAAGUGGAUGGAGGCCGCAAUGUCCAGGAAGACCGGAGACGCUUUGCCUACAAGAACCUUCGUCAAGAACACGCGUCUGUUCCCCGAACUGCACGAGAACGACGACAAGGAGGAAUCCAAGGUCGACGGCAUGUAUUCUUCCUCCAAGGUAAGUGUCAGCGUGGCCGAGAGUCUUGGAGAAGAAGCUGCGUCCAGCAUGCCCGUCAAGGUCAAGAAGGAGAUCAUUCCGUGGCCAAAGCUUGUAGCUGGCAAGAAGCCCAUUUGCAUCGAUAUCGAUGACACACCCCCAAGGAAGAUCCGCCGCGUGGAGAAGCCUGAGGAAGCUUCAGAAGAAGAGAAGAAGCCAUCAGAACAGGGCAUGCCAAGUGACAAGCCAGAGCUUGGAGACGCUUUGCAAGUUGAGGUGGAUCUCGGCAAGGAGGAGGUCGAGAAGCCCGAGAAAGCGAUCCAGUGGGAGCAAUGGGGAGGCAUUGUGGAGCGAGGCCGUCCCAGCACAAUGAUCCUCAAUCGCUUGAAGCCCGCGUUGACAAAAAAAAGAGCCCCAGGACCAGGCGCCAUCCGUCGUCGAGACUGGGAGCCCAUCGCCCGCAAGCACCUGUCAGGUCGACGGGUGAUCUUGCACACGGACGGAGCCCGGGCAUACAAAGUGCGGCUACCCGAUGUGAUCCAUGACAACGUGGUGCGCAAGAAGAAGCGGGUCGUUGUGAAUGGCAAGAAAGUCUGGAUUAAGCCGCACUACACGAAGGUCUUCAAGCACAAGCUUCCGAGUGGCAAGACAAUCUCCGUCAAAGGCGGCACGCAAAUCAUAGACAGGUUUUGGGGCCAAGUCCGGACAUCUUUGCGAGACAUCUCACGGAAACCAAGUAGCAAGCUGCUGGAGCGCAAGUUGAGGUCGGCUCAAUGGGCCUAUUGGCAUCAGAGGCAGAACUUGUGGAAAGCCACUGCUGCCAUGUUGCAGGACCUCUUCUGA
Molecule: messenger RNA, 2283 nt
Organism: Effrenium voratum
Lineage: Eukaryota; Dinophyceae; Suessiales; Symbiodiniaceae
Source: the annotation of a GenBank genome assembly